AUGAAGGUCUUAAAUCCUGAUAACACAAUUUCUAUGAUAGACCCGUCUCUGCUGAUGCGGCCAGAAAAGGUCUACGAUGGAAAACCUUUAGAAGCUUUCCGCGACUACUCGAUCGACGAGCAGGACCCCAUUAAAGAGCGUGUCAGAAAAACUUACUACGAUAUGCACACCAACAUGACAGUUGACUUUGUUAAAGGUAAAAUGAAUAAGUGGUUAAAGUUUAACCACUUCAAGUCGACAGUGAAGGACGCUCUGAUCAAACUGAACGAGCUGGUGGACGAGUCCGACCCUGACACCGACCUGCCCAAUAUCGUGCACGCCUUCCAGACCGCGGAGAGAAUUCGAGAAGACUAUCCUAAUGAUGAUUGGUUCCAACUUAUUGGAUUAAUACAUGAUCUUGGAAAGGUGAUGGCGUUCUACGGCGAACCACAAUGGUGCGUGGUUGGCGACACCUUCCCUGUGGGCUGCAAGUGGGGCAAGAAUAUAGUUUAUGGUGACGACAGCUUUAAGAACAACUCGGAUACAUAUAAUGACAAAUACAAUACUUUAUACGGAAUCUACAAACCGAAGUGUGGUAUUGAGAAUUUAAUGAUGUCAUGGGGACACGACGAGUACCUGUACAGGGUGCUCAAGCAUAACAAUGCCAAGUUCCCAGAAGAAGGAUUAUGGAUGAUCAGAUACCAUUCCUUCUACCCGUGGCACGCGGGCGGUGACUACAGUCAAUUCUGCACUGAAAGGGACGAUAAAAUUAAGGAGGCCGUACUUAAAUUUAACCAAUAUGACUUAUACACAAAGAGCGCAGCGCUACCCGACAUCGAGGCACUAUGGCCCUACUAUGAGUCUCUCAUCGAGAAAUACAUUCCCGGUGAGCUUGAAUGG
Brenthis ino (lesser marbled fritillary) is the source of this 879-nucleotide messenger RNA. The record is from the annotation of a GenBank genome assembly. NCBI's taxonomy places the organism in Eukaryota, Metazoa, Arthropoda, Insecta, Lepidoptera, Nymphalidae.